Messenger RNA from Castor canadensis (American beaver), 1627 nucleotides. NCBI's taxonomy places the organism in Eukaryota, Metazoa, Chordata, Mammalia, Rodentia, Castoridae. The record is from RefSeq and is a predicted model, not a curated record.
CAGACCCCAUACCUUCAUUUAUCUGCAAUGCAGGAAGGAGAGUAUAUAUUUCAACUGAUGGUGACAGAUUCUUCAGGACAGCAAUCCACAGCUUUGGCUACUGUGACUGUCCAGCCUGAAAACAACAGGCCUCCAGUGGCUGUGGCUGGUCCCGAUAAGGAGCUGGUCUUCCCAGUGGAAAGUGCCACCCUGAAUGGGAGCAGGAGCAGGGAUGACCAUGGCAUUACCUUCUACCAUUGGGAACACAUCAGAGGCCCUGGUACAGUAGAAAUGGAAAACACUGACAAAGCUGUAGCCACUGUAACUGGUCUUCAGGUGGGUACCUACCACUUCCGUUUAACAGUGAAAGAUCAGCAGGGACUGAGCAGCACAUCCACCAUGACCGUGGCAGUGAAGAAGGAAAUUAAUAGUCCUCCCAGAGCCCAGGCUGGUGGCAGACAUAUUCUUGUGCUUCCCAAUAAUUCCAUUACUUUGGAUGGUUCAAGGUCUACUGAUGACCAAGGAAUUGUGUCCUAUCUGUGGAUCCGAGAUGGCCAGAGUCCAGCAGCUGGAGAUGUUAUCGAUGGCUCUGACCAUGCUGUGGCCCUGCAGCUCACGAAUCUGGUGGAGGGCAUCUACACUUUCCACUUGCGUGUCACUGAUAGUCAGGGUGCCUCGGACACAGACAUUGCCACGGUGGAAGUGCAGGCAGACCCCAAGAGGGGUGGCCAGGUGGAACUGAUCCUGCAAGUUGGUGUUGGGCAGCUGACAGAGCAGAAGAAGGAUACCCUGGUGAGACAGCUGGCAGUGCUUCUGAACGUGCUGGACACAGACAUUAAGGUUCAGAAGAUCCAGGCCCACUCGGAUCUUAGCACCGUGAUUGUGUUUUACGUACAGAGCGGGCCAGCUUUCAAGAUUCUCAGAGCUACUGAAGUGGCUGAGAAUCUGCACAGGCGACUGUCAAAGGAGAAAGCGGACUUCUUGCUUUUCAAGGUCUUGAGGAUUGACACAGCAGGUUGCCUUCUCAAGUGUUCAGGCCACGGUCACUGUGACCCCCUCACAAAGCGCUGCAUUUGCUCCCAGUUGUGGAUGGAGAAUCUUAUACAGCGCUACAUCCGGGAUGGGGAGAGCAACUGUGAGUGGAGUAUAUUCUACGUGACAGCACUGGCUCUUACGCUGAUAACAUUAACAGGGGGUUUAACUUGGUUUUGCAUCUGCUGCUGCAAGAGACGAAAAAGGACUAAAAUAAGGAAAAAAACAAAGUACACCAUCCUGGAUAACAUGGAUGAACAAGAAAGAAUGGAACUAAGGCCCAAAUAUGGUAUUAAACAUCGAAGCACAGAGCACAACUCCAGCCUGAUGGUGUCGGAGUCUGAGUUUGACAGUGACCAGGACACAAUCUUUAGCCGAGAGAGGAUGGACAGAGGGAAUCCAAAGAUUUCUCUGAAUGGCUCCAUCCGGAACGGAGAUUCCUUCAGUUAUUGCUCAAAGGACAGAUAAUGGGGCAGCUGUGAAGUGGAGGAACCUGCAGGAAUCCCUGACUCCAGGACCAGUCAGUGGGAGUUAAAACAGAACUAACUCUUGUUUGCAGAGCGUAUUAGCGACUUUUCACAAUGGGCUGAAUGUGUGUCCCACAUAUUAGAAGACC